AUGGAGAAGGAACAGACAAGGCUGGAAGAACAACAAUAUGUCAGAGAACCAUCUCCAGCACCAACACUUGUGGAGGAAAAAGAUUGUAUGCGAAACGUUGAUGGACCAUCCAAUACUGCCGAAACUAGUGACCAGCAGUCAAAGGAGCCGCCCAGCGCUGAUAGCGUCGAUCGACCCUACUCCGUAUUUGCAAGAUGGGAGAAAUGGGUCAUUGUAUUCAUCACUUCUAUCGCCGCCGUCCAUUCCCCCCUGGCGGCGAACCUCUACUUUCCCGCAAUUCCUAUCGUUGCCGAGGCCUUUGGGAAAUCCAUAGAACUGAUCAAUGUCACCGUGACGGUGUACAUGCUGCUUCAAGGUCUGGCCCCAACAGUCUGGGGCAACCUAGCCGAUCUCCCAUGGUGCGGUCGGCGACCGAUCUACCUCAUUUGCUUGCUUGUGCUCUCCAUCUCCUGCAUCGGUCUCGCCCUGACCCCAACAAGCGCCUACUGGCUGCUCGUCCUACUCCGAUGCGUCCAGGCCGCCGGGUCAGCAAGCGUCAUCGCCCUCAGCAGCGGGACGAUCAUGGAUAUUGCCGCCUCGCACGAGCGGGGCAUCUUCCUAGGCAUAUCCGGUAUGGGCCCACAGCUGGGAACGUGUAUCGGCCCAGUACUUGGAGGAGUGUUGGCAGGGAGUCUCGGCUGGCGCAGCUCCUUUUGGUUCCUGCUUAUCUCGGCAGGGACGACACUCACCAUCGAGUUGCUCUUCCUCCCUGAGACCCUCCGCGCGAUUGUAGGUGACGGUAGUAUCCCCGCUCCGCCGUGGAACCGACCACUGUUACCUGUGCUGGGACGCAAGUUCAGGGGGAAGUACGACCCAGCGCUGAGACCGAAGGCGUUGAGGAAAGUAGGUCCACUGGAAUUCCUCAAGCUGUUUAGGCACCCGGACCUGCUCAUUAUCCUCUCCACGAACGCCGUCCAGUUCACGAUCUUCUACUGUAUCCAAACGACCACGUCUCCCCUCUUCCUUGCCAACUAUCCUUGGCUUACCGAGACCGAACUGGGGCUGACCUACCUGGCCUACGGCGGUGGGUGCGUCUUUGGCGGGCCCAUCAGCGGCCGCCUCCUCGACUGGGACUACGACCGCGCGAAGCGGCGGGCAAAAGCGGAUCGCGAGGAAGGGAUAGUACACGAUCCUUCUAAAGGGUACAGGAACAAAGAAGGCGUACCGGUGAUACAUACGCGGCUGAGGCAGACCCCGUUCUACUGGGGCGCAUAUGUGAUCGUGGUCAUCGCAUACGGUUGGGCUGCGAAGGUCAAUGCGCCCCUGGGCGUAUUGCUAGUUUUUCAAUUCUUCGCCAUGUUCAUGUCCAUGUCGAUCUUCAACGUGACACAGGUGCUGAUCAUGGACCUUUUCCCUGGCCGAGGCUCCUCCAUCGCCGCAGCGAACAACGUGAUGCGCUGUGUACCUGGAGCGAUCAUGGUCUCGAUUGUGCAGUAUAUGCUGGACGGCGUCGGUGCCGGAUGGACGUUUACGAUCCUGGCGUUGGCGUGUGUGGUCAGCUAUCCGCUGCUGAUCCUUGAGUGGAUUAAGGGCCCGGAAUGGGCGAGGAGGAGAGAGGAGAGGGAGGCGGCGAAGGUCUCACCGGAGUAGAGGAGAUGGAUAGCAGGUACUUGGACCGGAGGACUGUGUCAACAC
Dacryopinax primogenitus is the source of this 1674-nucleotide messenger RNA. RefSeq names its product MFS general substrate transporter. Lineage: Eukaryota; Fungi; Basidiomycota; Dacrymycetes; Dacrymycetales; Dacrymycetaceae. Gene Ontology annotation, molecular function: transmembrane transporter activity. Gene Ontology annotation, biological process: transmembrane transport. The record is from RefSeq and is a predicted model, not a curated record. The transcript has 5 exons. The coding region runs from base 1 to 1629 and encodes 542 amino acids.